AUGGCUUUCCGCACAUAUGAAGACCAUUCCUCCAUGGAGUUUACGCCGGAGAAUCAUGUCGCAAUCAUUGUUAUUGCGGCAGUAGUUGGAUUGGUCUGGUCGAUAUUGAUGAUUAUAAUGAGAAUAUACUUGCGAUUGCGCCUUAUUCCUCCGCUUGGUGUUGACGACGCAGUCGCUGUUUUUGGAACGAUUGCGGGCGUAGUUCAGACAUCAGUAACACUGCACGCUGUGCACAACGGCAUCGGCAAACAGGAAGACUUACUCGCGCCCGACGACAGUAUAUACAUUGCCUGGUUGCUUUACCCAAUCGCGAUCUGUUCGUCCAAAGUAUCGUUGGCAUUACUUAUAGCGCGCCUUACAGUAGUCAAGAUGGAGCUUCGCGCAAGCCAUGCGCUCGGCGGAAUAGGCGUGCUGUGGGGAGUUGUUUCUGUCAUUGUGGCAGCAACGCAGUGUAAGCUGCCGCAGCCAUGGAAUAUUGGGGCGUCCCAUCAAUGCGAUAGCAUGUUCGUCCGAUGGACUGUUGUUGAGGCAGGAAAUAUGUUGAUCGAGCUGCUAAUCCCCGGCCUCAUCAUUAUGGUGCUUUGGAAUCUUCAGGCACGAUUAAAGGCAAAGCUUACAGUCCUGUUGGCCUUUUCAGUGCAACUUCUUGUUGCAAUCCCAACAAUCUUCCGAUUAUUACUCCUCCAGGAAAUGACAACAGAAGACAUUCGUAGUGACCGGACUUUCGCAUUGACUAAUACGGUAGUGCUCACUGAAAUCACGAUGCACUUUUCCCUCAUGGCUGCUACCUUUCCAUGUCUUCGCAAAUUCCUGCAGGCGUUUGAUACCCAUCUAGGCGCAACUACACAUAUGACUACUGACCUUGAUGACACAGACAACACUGGUUCAAAGGGAAGUUAUGUGCUGAGGUCCUUAGAACACCCCUCUCAGGGAACAGGUAGCAGCUUCGAGCAGUGGCCUCGACAUAGUCGCCGACCCGGUCGGAAAUAUCAACCACAUACCGUGACAACUAUUUCAGCGGGCAGCGAUUCGAAUCCUCAGGCACAUGGGGCUGAUGGAGGGAAAAAGGAACACAUGGGCAAUCAGGAUAUAGAAAGUGGGAGUGUAGAAAGCGACGAUAGCCAAUUUGCCAUGAUCAGGCGGACGCAACAUUGGGAGGUUACGAUAGAGUCGAGAGGAAAGUGA
Molecule: messenger RNA, 1185 nt
Organism: Aspergillus nomiae NRRL 13137
Lineage: Eukaryota; Fungi; Ascomycota; Eurotiomycetes; Eurotiales; Aspergillaceae
Exons: 5
Coding region: 1-1185 (394 amino acids)
Source: RefSeq, a predicted model, not a curated record